GCCGGCGGCUGGUCAUACUCCUCCCUCUCCUGCCUCACACUCAACACUCACCACUCACCAUGGAGCCCAGUACCUGGUGAUGGUUGUGUCACACUACCUGCUGCUGUUGCUGUGUCACACUGUUCACCCUCACACCAGGUAUUUUGUGGAUGCCAGUAACCAUGAGGAGAAGAAGAAAGACCUGGUUACUAUGUGGCCUGGCAGUGGUGGUGUUGGUGUAUUUGUGUGGGUGGUACCAGAGACUUGACAAGACAUUUGUUGCACUACAUACGUGCCCAGCUUGUUACGGCCAGACUCUCUGUUCCCACUUGCUGCACGAUGAGUACUCUUCCACAACCAAGAUACAAUUAACAGGGUUUUCAACUUGGAAAAUUAUGAAUUUUUUUAAUGUUAAAAAUGUGUAUUAUGGAGAAAGUGCAGAAAAUUCAGUUGUGUUAAAGAAAUUGGCUCAUGAUUCAGAAUUAAAGGAAUUUGACAGUAAUUUAUGCAAAGCAAGCAGAGACACAGAGCAAUGUGAUGUAUCACAAGCUAUAAAAACUCUUUUAAUUAAGACCAGCCAUAAUUUCUCACAAAUAAUUAGUAGAUAUCCACAGUUGUUCAAAAUGAGUGAAGGUGUGAAAUGCAACCAUAAUAGAAGCAUUCAACACUUAUAUGAUAACUAUGUAAAACUUGACAAUGGACCGUAUCACCACCACCACUUUAUCACUAUGUUAGCAGUCAACAUGGAACCUCUAAUAUUAAAUGCCUACCAGCACCAGCAGUGGUUUCCUUCCUUACAUGGAAUGUGUGGCCGUGUCAUGGUGGAGAGUUACGUUGGACCAACUCUCACACAACUCAGUCAAGUGCCUUGGAUUGUUCGGGCUGAUUAUGCUCACCAAUUGCUAGAACUUGCUCAGGACUUCACAGAUGGGGAUGUUCGGUUGUACUUGACUGAUGUGUCAUUGGACAAUUUCGCUGUCGACUCUAAUGGCAAAGUAAAAAUAAUUGAUGCCGAAAAUAUUGUAAUGGUAGAUCCAUCUAUUCCUGGCCUUGACCCCACAGAACAUGUUAAUGAUGGAUUUGGAUGUCGAGACUGUCUUAGCUUUUCAUAUGAAGAUCUGUGUGGCCAUACCUCUUCUGACCAUAACUUCUUUGCAGUAUGUAAGGGAAUGCUCUCAUCGUCAGCCUUUUCCCAAGAUCUUCCUGAAGGUCUCUUGCAUACUGCUCCUUCAUGGGUAAUGGAGAAGUAUCCCUUACUAUUCUCCUUGGUUGAAGACUGUGCUGGUCAUCCUUAUGGUAAUACCUACACUGCAACUCUGCCCACCAGGAAGAAGGCGGCAGCUGCUCUCCACACACAGCUGUUGGCUGUCUUACACAAAGGGCAAAAAUCCAGUUGAUAUUUUCAUUUAUAAAAAACUAGCACAUGAGAUUUAUUUAUUAAAUGGUUAUUAGUUUCAGAUUUUUUUUACAAAUUUAAUUAAGAAUGAUAAAUUAGAAAUGUAAUGGAGUGUUUGUUUCAAAGGACUCUCCUUUGAAACAAUCCAUAUAUCAACCCACUCUCCUGUUUAUAUAGUAAUUUUUGUAACUAUGUGCACCAUAGUACAAAGAUUGCCAUUCUAAGCAAUUAGAUAGUAGAACUUGGUACUAGUCACUUUAUAGUCUGAAAAAUGAAGCUAAAGAACAAACUUAAAUAUUUCUAGGCCUAGUAUAGCAUACACACAUGCACUAUAUAUGGCCUAGGAAGGUUAGGUUAGGUUAGUUUGUCUUUGACACAUAAAUAGAAAAUAGUUUUCUGGUUUGUCCAACUCAGUAUUGCCGAUCUCUUUCAUUGUACAUCGGUAUAUAUACUAUGGUCCUCAUCGUUACUAUAAGUACUACCAAAACAGGAGGAUGGGCUGCAUAUAUAUGCAUAAAUAUCCACUAGGAAAAUGAAAUGAAAAUUCCAAAUGUUUGUGUUUCACCACAUUAUCAAGGAAAUACACAGAUGACAUAAGAGUUGGGAUUAUAUACCCAACUACACCUGAGUGGACAAAGAUCCAUAAGCUAAAAUAUCUAUUAAUGGAGGCGAGAUUACCGUAUUACAUGCAUCAACAUUACAUGUUGAUGCAUGUAAUACGCUAUCAAUAUCCCCUAUGAUAUGCCAUUCAUCCACAUGUUCUGUACCACCUCACCCAAAGAGAAUAUAAGCCUGUGCAAAAGCAUGGUAAAUCAACUGAAGCCCCGUGCAUCAAACUUGACAUUAAUCUAAUGACAGCAGCUGCAUUAGAUGCAAAAUCCACAGCGACUACAAUGAUUAGAAAAGCAGAUGAAGAAUGAGUCACACUAGUGAACACUGUGCAUCUAUAUCUGCCAAGAUAAUAUUAAAACAAGAUUAAAACCAGUGCACUAAAACAGAAGUGAAAAAUAAACAGGGGGGAAAAAAGGAGGAAACCUCCACCUCCAUUUAAAACUUUGACCCAAAUAUCACAGUAACAAAGUUAUCGCGCAUAACCGAACUCGCUAUUGCCUGUGCUACAUGGACAUUAAGUUCUGAGUAGCUAAAUAAAAAGCAGCAGCAGCAGCAUGGUAAAUUUCAGCAGCUGGACACCCUCAUAAAUAUUGUAAAGCAGUAUCCUUUCCCCGCGAUAGUCAUAUAGUAAGGACUGGCAAUUUAAAUGUGAGCACAGUACACAGUAUAUCCUUUCACGACCAAAGAUCACAUUCACUCCAAAAAAUCUACCACUUACGGGCUAUUUAUGCCCACGCCACCUCACCUCUUUGAUGGCUUAAUCUUCAUCACUCAGUCAUGGUAAAUUAGUCUUUAAGAAUGUAAGGAGUGACCUUGUGAAAUGCAUACCUAGGCAUCAGACCAAAAGGGUGAAAAUGAACUUUAGUCAAUUUUUCAAUUUCCCUCGACAGUGAAGAAAAGCAUAAGAAAUAUUGAAAAAGAUUUGUUAGAAUUAUUAAAUGCACUCUUUCGGUCAUAUUCAACAAAUAUGUUUGCAAGAAAGAAUGCUACCAAAAUUUAUGUCUGAGGAAGUUGCAUGAACGCGCAAGCCAUAGAUCACUAAGAACUAUUUGAUUCGAAUCUUAUGGCCGGGUGACCAAGACCAAACAGUUUUUCUCAAUGAACUUAAUUCUUUGGUGCCUUCAAUAAAAUUCCUAUGUGAGAAUGAGAAGAAUGAUGCUCUUCUGUUUUUGGACAUAAUCCAGAAUCAAAAGAAGGUUCAAAUUUAAUGUGUAUAGGAAACCUACCAACGUGGGUUCGUAUGUUCAUUAUUAAUCAAAUCAUAAUAAAGUUAAACGGGCAAUAUUUUCAGGAAUGUUCUUUCGAGUCUUGAGGGUGUGCAGCCCCGAGUUUUUUUUAUGAAAAGAUUACUAAAAUAUGUGAAAUUGGGAAGAGUUUCAAUACUAAGAUGUUUUUGGAUUGCUCUUUCAGGCUAGCUAAACAUAAGUUUUAUAAUCAUAUCCCCAAAGCUAAGCCAGAAAUUAGAAAACUCUGUGGUGGUACCUUAUGCAGUAGGAUUUGAAAAACUUUCCCUGGUUUUUAAGAACCUUAAUAUCAGUUUGGUGUUCAAUAAUAGAACGAUAAAGUCCUAUUUAAUACAAACUUCCCUGGUACAGGAGGUUGUGUGUAUUCGAUUCCCUGCAAUGAUUGUGAUUCUGUACCUUGGACAAACUGGAAAAUCCUUACAAUUGUGUUUAUCCCAACAUGCUUAUAGUAUUAGAACUGCCCAAAUGUCUAGUGCAUUGUAUCUACACACAGGUUUGUGUGAUCACACUAUUAAUUGAGAAGAAGCGAAAAACAUUACAAUUGCAGCAGUUUCGUGGAAUGGAAUUUGAUUGAGUCUGCCCUAAUUAGUCAGUGUCCAAAUCUUCUCAAUGUUAGUACUGGUAUGUAAGAACUUGACCCAUUUUUAAGUUACAAUAUUGCACAACAGUUUAAGUAAAACCUCUGAUGGUGGAGAGUUACAGUGUCUCAUUACAGUAUUAUAAUCAAAUAUUAUGUGUUUGUUCAAUGAGACUUUUUGUUUAAUUAUUCUCUGACUGCUUGUUCCUUUUGACUGUUCUAAGCUAAUCUAUACUUGUUUCUGGGUAAAUCUUUUCCCAAGGAUGGGGGGGUCAGGUCGCAGUUGUUGGCCUCCACCCUCCCAAUGUUUCUCUCGGUCAGUCCAGUGUUGACAACGGCUUCGAUCAGCUGAAACGUUUAUCUCCCUUUCCUAUUUCUCUGGUUGUUUCGCAUAUAUACAGUACUGUAUAUAUAAAAAAUGUAUUUUGAAUGUAAUUUUUUUUCAACUUUUUCCAGCACUCUAUGGCUUUUAUAUUCAGGGACACAUUAGUUUAAAGCAUGCAUAUAUUGUCAAGAACCUAAUUACAGAAAGUAACCAUAUAAUCUCCCUCUUAUCUCUGUACGUUCACCAUGACAGGUAAAUGAAAAUUUUACCAAACUCUUAAAUGAGACCAAUCAAUGUUUUGUUUUGACUUCUUAACAUAGCAUUCAUGUAGCAAAAUUGUUUAAAUUGCAUUUUGAGUACAGGUAAUAUUUAAGGUGGUAUCAUUCAUACUCCUGCUGCUUAUUUUCCACUAUAUGGGCAAAUUUCACUAUAAAAUCUUAAACCUAGAAUCUAACUAAGUCUUUUUCAACCAUGUUGAUUUCAAAUAUAACAAUCCACAGGAUUUUGUUCCAUUUAAGACCAAUAACUUGCCCAUGACCCCAAACUGUUGUUUAUAUUAAGGUUUGUCUAUUAUUUUUAACAGGAUAAAGCCAGUGUUUAAGUGGAUUUGAAUGUGCAGUCCCUGUUUUACACAAAGGGGGCAGAAUGAGGUUGAUCUUUCAUAUACAGUAUCAAGAAAUUUUGAUAAAAAGGUAUGUCUGGAAAAGGGGACGGUAUGAAGAUCCAUUGGCCUACCCUGCCUGUUGGAAUGCAUAAUGUCAGGCAUUGGAAGAUGAACAUAACUUUUCAUAUAAUAAUAUAGCAUUUUUCCAAGCAAGGCAAGUCAUAAGCAACAAUACAAAGUCCUCUUUUUAUUAUAUUAAACUUAUUACAGUCUGCAAUAUCAUUAGUGUUCCAUAUGCGCACAUACAAAAAUAUCCCUCUCAAGUGAGUAUUGCUGCUGGUAUUAAUGUUCAUACCUUUCAUGCAAUACUGUAGUAAUAGUGAAAUUCCUGCUAAUAAUGCCAAAUUCUCAUGUGUAAUCCAUAACAGAUGCAAAUUUAAAGCUUUCAUACAGGGUUUAGCAACAUUAGCACUGGCAUUGUCUGUAGGGCAUUUUUCUUUGGUUAAUACAGUAUUAAGAAAAUAAAUAUGCUAUAGUUAUUGAAAUAACAGGUGCCUAUAAAAACACUAAAUAUAAACAAACAUUUCAACAUAUAUGAUCAAUUCUACAUAUAUAAUCAAACAAAACAGUUAUAAACAUUGUACAGGAUACAAAUUACAUGUGGGUGUAAGCAUUCAGUAGCACCAAGUGCAUUUCAACCCAACCAUGCUGCAUAUUGCCUAGGAAUGCUUUACCUAAAACACCACCCUCACAACCUCACGUUCAGGAUCUGUGCAAGAAUGAGUUCUCAGGUUGAGGCUGGAAUUGCCAAGCAGUGGAGCUGGUCAGGGGUUUGGAAACCCCACCAUGUUGGUGAGUUUUCACAUAUAUAACUUUUCAAAUUCUUAAAUGUAGGAUAAAAAACCAUG
Procambarus clarkii (red swamp crayfish) is the source of this 5645-nucleotide messenger RNA. RefSeq names its product divergent protein kinase domain 2A. Lineage: Eukaryota; Metazoa; Arthropoda; Malacostraca; Decapoda; Cambaridae. The record is from RefSeq and is a predicted model, not a curated record.